Messenger RNA from Rotaria sp. Silwood1, 696 nucleotides. Lineage: Eukaryota; Metazoa; Rotifera; Eurotatoria; Philodinida; Philodinidae. The record is from the annotation of a GenBank genome assembly.
AUGAUCUUUGAUAUAGGUCUUGAUCCACAACUUUAUCACUUUAAUAUAAAUGAAAUUGCACAUCGUACAACACUUACAAACUACGCCAUAUUCGAUUGCCUAUCUAUUUAUCAAUUAUUAAUUAAAUUAAAUUUGAUCAACAUCCCACAACAAUCAUCAAUUACAUCAACAAUAUCAAUUGAUGAAGACUCAAUCGAAGUACAACAAACACUUAUGGAUUAUGACCAAAUAUCAUCGGAUGAAUCAGAACCUGAACGUGAAUCACAACAACAACGAACAGUAAUUAUUUCUGAUAAUCCAACAAUUUCAAAUACUAAUGAACAUCAACAACAUCACUCACUAACAGAAGAAGAACGAAAAAAGAUUCAUAAUCGAUCGUGUACCCUUAAACAACGGAAAAAAUUAUAUAAAUAUGAAAUUAUAAGAAGAGGCAUCGAUCGAAGAUUUACUAUUACACAAAUUAAGAAAAUUCUUCGUGAACGUUCUAUUAAUUUUGGUGCUUUAAAUAUUUCAACAUCUACCUUAACUAAUCGUACAUCAUUAUAUAUUGGUAUAAAUGACCAAACAUUAUUAUCUAAAUAUGAACGUCAAACUAGAAAUCUAUUUUCUACUGAUCAUUACGAUGAAAUUCGUUCACAACAACGUCGAUCGAACUCAAAUUUCAACUAUACUCAUCGUUUUCAACAUCAUAGAUAA